Molecule: messenger RNA, 727 nt
Organism: Meloidogyne enterolobii
Lineage: Eukaryota; Metazoa; Nematoda; Chromadorea; Rhabditida; Meloidogynidae
Source: the annotation of a GenBank genome assembly
UCCUAAAUUUCUUUUUUCAAGUACAUAUUUUAAUAUUCGUUACUAUUUUAUGGGGAUUUUUGAUUAUAUGUCUAGUUAAUUCAUUCACUAAAUGCCGCCAGUUAAAAAACAACUUCCCAGACAGUCAACUCGUUUGGUUUCUCUACAUCCUCAAACUGGAAUUGAUGAAGCUGCCAGAAGGAGACGGAUACAACGACAUUUAGAAACUUUGGAAAAGGACAACUUUCAAGACGACCCACAUGCAAAUAUUGUUUGGAACAAAUCUGCCCCAAAAUUUGAUGACGAACUAAUUUUCUCUCGUUCUGACGAAACCAAAAAACGGAAGAAGAAAAGUAAUGAUCCUCCAAGUAAAAUAAGUGCUCCAGAACAUGCUACUAAAAAAGGAAAGAAAUUGGUUGCGUCGUUGACGAAGACGAGGUUUAGGAAAACCUUUACUCAAUUGUUUAUCGAGUCUGAGAAAAAAUGGGAAGAGGACAAAGCUUCUACGUCCUCCACAACACCUUCAACUUCUCAAAUUUCUGGAUCAACAUCAAUAGCUUCAUCAGUUCCGCCUUUUUUGACUUAUACACAGAUUACUGCCCCUCCCAGCUUGUUACCUCCACGCAAGUUUUGUGCUGUUUGUGGCCUAAAAUCGUGUUAUACUUGUGUUAAAUGUGGUGCUCAUUUUUGUUCAAUUCCUUGUAGGGAUACACACGUUGAUACGAGGUGUCUCAAAUGGACAGUCUAA